Molecule: messenger RNA, 1137 nt
Organism: Acromyrmex echinatior (Panamanian leafcutter ant)
Lineage: Eukaryota; Metazoa; Arthropoda; Insecta; Hymenoptera; Formicidae
Biological process (GO): DNA integration
Molecular function (GO): nucleic acid binding
Source: RefSeq, a predicted model, not a curated record
AUGCGCGAAAGCGAAGGUAGCCCCUUUAAGAACCAAUCUAUACCUAGGUUAGAACUAUGUAGCGCGUUAUUACUAUGUAAAUUAAUCAAUAAUGUAAAACACGCCAUUCACAUUGAAAUCGAUAAAAUACGGGCAUGGUCUGAUUCCAUGGUCGUGCUGUACUGGCUUCGCGGCGACGUAGCGCGUUGGAAAACUUUCGUAUCCAACUGUGUGUCGGAAAUUAGCGAAAUACUGUCUGCUAUUCAUUGGAACCAUGUAAAAGGUUCGGAGAAUCCCGCAGAUCUGAUCUCAAGAGGAGUUUCACCUGCUCAGCUGAAGGAUAAUUCCUUAUGGUGGAAUGGCUCUAAAUGGUUGUCAUAUAUUCGUCCCAUCACAAGCGAAAGAAAUCUCGAUUUGAAAUUCGCCGAGGAUGCCGUACACAGAGCCGAGAUUGAAGCUAAGCAACUCACAGCAGUUUGCAAUCUCAUCGUACCUCAAUUAUUGGUUUCCAACGAGACAAUCAACACACUCAUCACGAACUGCUCAACGUUCACAAGGAUUGAGCGGAUACUUGCCUAUUGCAUUAGAUUUCUUCAUAAUUGUCGCAAAGGACAUGAAGACCGAGAAUUAUUUAAAUUGACUCUACCUGAGUUGGAGUUAUCAAGACACGAGGUACUCAAGCAUUCACAACGUGUCUACUUCGCGAAAGAACUAAAAUGCCUUCAAAACAAACGAGAACCACGUUACGCCGCUUCAUUGGUCGGCUUCAUUGGUUCGCCUCGAAAGAUUUACAGCGAUAACGCCAAUUUCGUGGGUGCUAAACGCGAAUUACAAGAAUUGUACGCUUUUCUCCACACAUCCAUCAACGGGGAAGUUGGCGACGCGUUGCAGGAGAGAGGCAUAGAAUGGAGCUUUAUUCCUCCAUAUUCGCCGCAUCUAGAAGGUCUAUGGGAAGCAGGAGUCAAAUCUUGUAAAUAUCAUCUCCGCAGAAUCAUGGGUAAUGCCUUAUUUACCUUUAAGGAAUUAACUACGUCUCUCGUACAGAUUGAAGCGUGCUUGAAUUCGAGGCCAUUGUCACCUCUAUCGUCUGAUCUGGAACCUUUAACACCAGGACAUUUCCUGAUAGAAGAACCACUAACCAGCCUUCCGGACAACUGA